Molecule: messenger RNA, 939 nt
Organism: Neurospora tetrasperma FGSC 2508
Lineage: Eukaryota; Fungi; Ascomycota; Sordariomycetes; Sordariales; Sordariaceae
Exons: 1
Coding region: 1-939 (312 amino acids)
Source: RefSeq, a predicted model, not a curated record
AUGGCUGGACGAUCGAAUCCCCCCAGAACUCCCUCGCCGAAGAGCGGAAGAACCGGAAAGAUCACCGACAUCUUCAAGUCGGUCCAUCAAUCUGAACCAAAGCAACCUACCAAACGAGAGCUUGAAGUCGAGGACCAAGAUGCUCAGCCGACGAAGAAGCUCAAGCGAAGCGACGAUGGGCAUGCCGGUAGUAUGAAAACGGCCCGUUACCAAGUCGCCAUCAACACCCCUGAGCCCAAGACCAUGUGCAGAAAGCCAGCCUCCGCCCGUCUACUAGACGACACCGACGGGGGGCUUCAUGAAAGUCUUGUCGGCAGACGGGACUUCCUCAAAGAGACGAGCACUGAAGAUGACGAAACAGUUGAAGUCCAGCAUCGCAAAUCGUUCAGACCGAUUCAUAACCCCGCUGGCGUCAACAACCCUAGGCACAAGAGACCGGCCUCUUCCCGUCUCUUGGAUGACACCGAUGGAGGUUUAAUGGACAGCCUGGUCGGUCGCUCCAAAACUCCAAGGCACGGAGAGGAAGUUCCCAGGUCUGGGGAGAUGAAGAGGAAUAACGGUUCGAUGCACGAAGCCAUGGACGACAACGUGCUGGACGAUGACACGGAGGCCGAGACCAUCAAUCUCAAUGACAGCGAAAAUGAAAUGAGCAGCGACCAAGACGGCGAGGACGAUUAUAGCGAGGUUGACGACAGUGACAAAGAGAACGUCGACCCGCGAAAUCGCAAUAGAACACCCUCGCUUCCGCCUCCCCCUGCGGCCCACGCGCAUCAUGGAAGCCAGAACGAGACUGGUGACGCGACCCCAAUUAGCCAGUCCUCGACCAGCCCAUCGUCGCUCCUUUUACCAAGCCCAGUCAUGGAUUUGCCGGCGCCGUCACCGUCCUCAUUACCGUCUGUACCUCCCUCGACCAUGCCAUCUCCGCCGUCGACGCCGUAG